UGUUGCUAUUGUCAAAGUGUGAUAAGAAAGAAUUCUUCUGCGUCGGUAAUAAACGAACAGAAUAACAAAUUAAUUUUUAGUUUUUCGCUUGAUCUACUAAACAAAUCAUAUAUUAUUAUUGUUAUUAAAUAUUUAUCAGAUAAGCUAAAAUGUACACAAGAUUGCUGAGACAAGUUCUUACAUUAAGAACUUACAGCACAAAAGCAGCAACGAAUGUACAAGUGCGGCCGAUCAACAAAAUUUUAAUAGCCAAUCGUGGUGAGAUCGCAUGUCGUGUCAUACGCACUGCUCGCCGACUUGGUGUACGCACUGUUGCCGUGUACUCUGAUCCCGACGAGCACUCAUUGCACGCAUCGCUCGCAGAUGAGGCUUACCGGGUGGGAGAAGCCGCAUCGGCUUUCUCCUAUUUGCGCGGACAGCAUAUUAUUGAUAUAGCUAAAAAUGCUGCUUGCCAGGCAAUACAUCCAGGCUAUGGCUUUCUCUCUGAAUCUGUGGAAUUUGCCGAAUUGUGUCAGCGUGAGAAUAUAGUGUUUAUGGGACCACCAAGUACAGCUAUACGUGAUAUGGGCAUCAAAAGCACCAGCAAAGCCAUUAUGGAUGCUGCUGGUGUCCCCAUCAUCAAUGGCUACCAUGGCGAAGAUCAAAGUGAUGAGCGUUUGCAAGCAGAGGCAGCAAAAAUCGGUUUUCCCCUAAUGAUUAAGGCUGUACGUGGUGGUGGUGGUAAAGGUAUGCGCAUUGCAAACACAAGUGAAGAAUUUCUGUCAGCACUCAAUUCGGCGCGCAAUGAGUCGCAGAAAUCAUUCGGUGACAGUUCGGUACUCUUGGAACGUUAUGUACGUUCGCCACGACAUGUCGAAGUGCAAGUGUUCGCCGAUCAAUACGGAGAUGCGGUAUAUUUGUGGGAACGUGAUUGUUCAGUGCAGCGGCGGCAUCAAAAAAUUAUCGAAGAAGCGCCGGCUCCUGGUCUAUCUGAGCAACUGCGCCGCGAAUUGGGAGAAGCUGCCGUACGUGCCGCCAAAGCUGUGGGCUAUGUUGGCGCUGGCACUGUAGAGUUUAUCAUGGACAAAGAAGAUCUUUCAUUUCAUUUUAUGGAAAUGAAUACGCGUCUACAAGUGGAGCAUCCUAUAUCGGAAAUGAUCACUGGCACCGAUUUGGUGGAAUGGCAAAUACGUAUUGCCGCUGGCGAACGCUUGCCACUGACGCAAGAGCAAAUCGGACGUAAAGGGCAUGCAUUUGAAGCACGUAUUUAUGCUGAAAACCCGCGUGGUGGAUUUCUACCAGGCGCUGGUCCCUUGCGUUAUCUUUCCACACCAGAACCGAAUGAGUUUGUGCGCGUUGAAACUGGUGUACGCGAAGGAGAUGAAGUGUCCGUGCAUUACGAUCCAAUGAUUGCCAAAUUAGUUGUUUGGGGUGAAAAUCGUACACAGGCGUUAAAUAGCUUGAUUGCCCGACUUCGAGAAUAUCACAUCACCGGUCUGGAAACGAAUAUAAAUUUCCUCAUCGAUUUGGCUGCUCAUCCCGAAUUCCAACUGGGCAAUGUUCAUACCGGCUUUAUUGAUCAGCAUUUUGAUACACUAUUCCAACCCAUCGAAAUCAAGGAUGAACAACUUUGUAAGGCAGCCACUGCUUUAGUUCUCAAUGAGACGCAAGUCUUCGGUAGAAACGCUAGCAAAAACGAUCCAUUCAAUGCAACACAAAAUGAGCGCUUAAAUUAUUCGCUGAUAAAAAGCUAUCAGCUGAAGGCUAAUGAAAAAGUCUACAACGUGAAAGUGCGCUAUGAGAAGUCCUCUCUACAAGUACAAGUCGAUAAUGGUGAGUGGAAGAGCAUAAAGUCCGAACGUGUUGCAGAUGGCGACCGACUGAAAAUCCGAGCAAAUAUUAAUGACAGCAUUUCAACAUUUAAUGCCAAUAUUGAUGAUACUGAAGUGACGCUCUUUUUAGAUAAUGGGAAAUUGAGUUUUGAACUCGUCCAGCCGAAAUUUUUAAAUGCACUCUCCGACCAACACAGUGGCGCCGGAGGCAACAAAAUAGUCGCCCCAAUGCCAGGUGUCUUGGAAAAGAUAUUGGUUAAGCCUGGUGAUACGGUGAAGAAGGGUGACAGUUUGGCAGUGCUGAUAGCAAUGAAAAUGGAGCACAUUCUUAAAGCUCCACAGGAUGCCACAAUCAAGUCAAUUGGCGGUGCAGAAGGCGAUAAUAUUGCCAAAGGUGCAGCAGUUAUUAUCUUUGAAGAUGAGGCAGCUGAAUAAAUCUCGAAGUGCUGAUUUGUCCAACAAUCGUACCAGAAGCAAUUGCAUUUACACAGCUAUACAGUGAAUAUUUAUAUAUAUAUUUUUUUAAUGUGGUGACUACAAAUUAUUAUAAAUAAUGCAUUUAUUAGUUGUUAAAUAAGGUUUUGUUAGUUAUUUGUUAACACUUGUUCUUGUACAAUAAAAAAUAUUAUAUAUUAUACAACACAUGAAA
Messenger RNA from Zeugodacus cucurbitae (melon fly), 2460 nucleotides. It is a transcript of the gene Mccc1, whose product is annotated as methylcrotonoyl-CoA carboxylase subunit alpha, mitochondrial. The transcript has 8 exons. Gene Ontology annotation, molecular function: metal ion binding; ATP binding; methylcrotonoyl-CoA carboxylase activity. The record is from RefSeq and is a predicted model, not a curated record. Bases 150 to 2246 code for a protein of 698 amino acids. Gene Ontology annotation, cellular component: mitochondrion. NCBI's taxonomy places the organism in Eukaryota, Metazoa, Arthropoda, Insecta, Diptera, Tephritidae.